Phlebotomus papatasi is the source of this 800-nucleotide messenger RNA. Its product is annotated as ninjurin-B. Lineage: Eukaryota; Metazoa; Arthropoda; Insecta; Diptera; Psychodidae. Gene Ontology annotation, cellular component: membrane. Gene Ontology annotation, biological process: tissue regeneration; cell adhesion. The coding region runs from base 44 to 460 and encodes 138 amino acids. The transcript is spliced from 2 exons. The record is from RefSeq and is a predicted model, not a curated record.
UUUUGUGCAAGACAUUGGGGAAUGUCAGUGUAGACUUCUCACAAUGACUGAGAAAGGGGACAUUGAGUUGGGGUAUUUGACUGAGAAAAGCAUUAAGAUGGGCCCUGUGGAUGCUGUGGAUGGUAGAAGGAUCAACAAAAGUGAAUAUGCGUCAAAGAAAAGCGUGGCCGAGGGAAUGAUGGAUAUUGCACUAUUGACUGCCAAUGCUAAUCAAUUGCGCUUCCUUAUCGCCUACAACACUGGAUCACAGACAUUCUAUGUCAGUCUGGGGCUUCUUAUCCUUUCUCUCGUGCUCCAGGUGGCUGUUGGAAUUGCUUUAAUUUUCAAGAGGCAGAUGAAAAUCAAAGGCAGGAAAAAUCAGGCGAGUCACAUGAAUGAUUACAUAGUUGGUGGUAUAUUUUUGGUAACAGUAAUUAAUGUGCUAGCCGCCUCGUUCACCAUCACUGAAAAAGCUAAUUAAAUGCAAUGAUGAUUUUUUUUUCCGAAAUUCAAACAACAGAAACGGAAACAUCGCAAAGCAGACGAACACAUUAAUGUAAUUUUCACCAAUCAGUUAGAUGAAUUUUAUUUUUUACCAAAAACAUCAGUUUAUAAGAUUAUAUGUCACCAAAAUUUGCCACAGUAAUUUGGGAGUAAGGGCAGAAUCACAUUGACAGUAAAAUGCUCACCGUAUUUCGUUAAUUUACGCAUUUUCAUUGCAAUUCUUACGUAAAUUCUCGAUUACCGUAUUACCUUAUCUCAUACUCGGUGGCACUAGGUGAAAAUAAUAUGAGAAAAUUUAAGAAAUAAAACGAAAAUGC